CGAAUCGCCUAAUAGCAAGUGUCAGAUUUUGUGAUUUUGGUAUUAAGAAAAGAUGAUAGGGGAGAUAUGUUCUAAGAGUGGAUUUAGUGAUACACUAUGGAAAAUAUUUUAAGGGGUUCGCUUGUUUUUUUUUUGAUAAGAUUUAGGAGCGAAACUUAAUUUCCGUACAAUUUCUUAAAAACUCCUAACUUUUAUAAUAAUAAUAAAAUCGGGAAAAAGCAAAAGAAUAGGUUGCCUAAAAAUAUUUUCUAUAGCUACUACGUUUCUUUGGAGAAGCAGUCGUUUACCAGCGUCAUAAACGCACUUGCAACCCAUCUGGUUCUGUAAUUUUUUAUUUUUAAAAAUAUACAUUUCACAUAUUGUGACGUAUAUCACUAUAUGAAAAGGACAUACGAAAAACAAUUUUUGGACGCAUAUGGUCAAGCUUAAUACCCUCAUAAGAGGUAAAUUAAGUGAGUACAUAAACACGGUUGUGACUUGGUUGUGACGAUGUCCCUCAGUCAGUACUGUCAGUAGGCAUUUUGGCGGCCAACUCCACUAUUUUGAUUUAUACCGGGUGUUUUCUGUAAGACGAGCAUAUAAUUAAACCAUAUAUUGUACUCCUAAAACGAUAUAACUUUUGAGUAACAACUUUUAAAAAUUAUGAAAUCUUUAGACUUUAAAUUUUUCAUACAAAUUUAAUAUUAUUUUCAAUGUACGCUGACAUCAGUGUGUUUGACGUUGCUUGUCACGCUUUAAACAUAACAAAAUUCGCAAUACAUUGCGUCUUAGAAUUACGUUCAGGAGUACAGCCUGCAGUUUCAUUUAUUGCUCCUGUUACGGGAAAAACCCGGUAUAAUAAUUUGAACAUAGCCUAAGUUACUCCCAUGACUACGACAAACCUACAUUAAAAUCCACCAGUGACACGGCUGUAGAGCGUGGCAAAGAAUUGGAUGGGUACACAUCAUUGUCAUAAAUGGUACGGAAUCCUCCAUGGGCGAGUCUGACUCGCACAUGGCCGCUUUUUUUUUCUAUCGAGCGAAAGUCCAGAAAUCAGAUUUCGAAUCGAUGAAAUUACUAGAAAACGGCCUCAUUGAAUUGGUAAUUGAAUUUUAGAUAACCGUAUUGUGAUCUAAAAAAGCGAUACGAUUUUUCAAAACUCUGCUAGCUAAACCUACUCGUACUCGUACUGCACCUUGACCUUAUUAUCUGUGCAAGUAAGGACCUUAUGUUAGCUUCUAUGUGCCUGAAGUAAGCAAAUUUCUACGAGUGCAUCAAUUCUUCGUUAUAACACGUUAAGUAGGGCACACGCUUUACGUGAAUUGAUUACAAUGUAACGUGUAUUUUGAAUACUAUGUUUGGUGGACCUAAUAGGGAGUUAAAGCGGCUAUCUGUUUUAUCAACCUACUCACCUAUGUAGAUAAGAUUGUUUCACUCGAAACCAAACAGUGAUAGCAGUGUCCCUUAGUCAUACAUAGACAAUAGCUUCCUACGAAAUGAAAUAAUUACUUCGUUACAUAAUUUUAGUGUUUUAGUAUAUAAAUUAGACGAAAUGAAUAAAACUGUGUUAAUAACAAUACUUCUGUUUGGUUGUGUGGUAAAAUCACUCGCUCAGACUGCAGGCAAAACGCUGUCGCCCUUUUUGAGGGAUUGUUUUAGUGAACCUAAUUUAUUGGAUAGAAAUAACUUACCACCAAUGACAUUAACAGUGUUGCUAGACAUAAUAAGGAAAAUUGAAGACCAUCCUAAUGCCGUUGGAGAUAUACGGCAAAUCUCCACUGCCAUUGUGCAUAUGUUUCGACAAGAUGGAAUAGUAUAUGAUCCAACAGCGAUAGUGCAACAGUUCGUAGUACCAUACAGUGCUACUGGAUUUCCAAUAUAUAAAAACAUGCUGUUGUUAAAUAAACUUUUGCCAGGGAACCAAUUUAAUUUGCCUACAGACAGUCUAACGCCUGAAGAAAAGUGUGCACUUCAUUUCAUGGUGUCAUCCAGCAUAUUACUGAACGCGAGAGGCGACGAAGAAUGGACGUGCAACAGCAUAUCGCUGCCCAGCAACCGCAGCGGGCGCCCGGCGGCCUACCGGGAAGCUGACGAUAUCGAGAUCAUUGAUGUGAAUGGCAUCAAGGAUCACUUCGGCCGUCAAAUUUUAGGAACAACCAAUUGCCCAAUAGAGACUGGCGUAGUAUCUACCCCGUGGGGUGAUGUAUCCAUGGGCCCGGUGAUAGCAGGUAUUUCUGCAGGGUUGGAGGAACAGAACGUGCUGGUGUCUGACCUGGUCACCCUGAAGUCGGGGUUCACUGACAGCUCGAUUGUCGUUAACAAUAGAUAUGCGGCUACAGUCGCAGGAGACAUUGCUGAGACUGCAAUCAGACAAGGAAUGACGCGGAAUUCUAUAACAGUGGGAGGUACUGGUGGCUGGAACAGUUCCUACGCCAACCAGCACUAUUUCCAUACCCGCACAACAGAUCUGGAACUUACUGACGCUGAGAUCCGAGGUGGUUUGGAUGGACUCAUCCUCAGCGAACUGGGACUGUCUAAUGUGAACGUGUUUCCGGAGUUGAGGCUGUCUCAGUUAAUAGACAUGUAUUAUACAUCGAAUGGAAUUAUGCACGAGCCUCGGUUCCGGGCAUGUAAUCGCAUAGUGCUCAUACCAGACAUCGCUCCUUCUACGACCCUGAUUGAGCGGAGCCUAGGUCCAGCAAUUGCCUUAUACCACGCUUCCUCACUCUCAGGGACCACCAACAUAAGGGGCAUAGAGCAGUUCGUUAACAAUACUGUGACUGCUUUCCAUUCGUACAUACCUCUCAACAUGAACAGUGAUCCUCUCUGCCCCGUAUCUGUCAGCCAAAUGAUAAGACCAAAAGUGAAUUUAAUUUUGAUAACUUCAGAAAUAAACCGCAAUUUGAUAUCUUAUAUAGUUGACAACAUUGAAGUCAGCAAAUACGGAUCUAGUAUUACUCUUCUUCAACCAGAAACUGGUGAAGUGAUUAUUAAUAAAACCUUUUCGGCAGCAAAAUUCUACACUGAUUUCGCUCUAAGAUACAGAGCACAGGUAGGUACCCUCGAUGUAGUAAAGUCGUUAAAUUCGAUACAAGAAUUGAUGACAACUCAAGCAGCGUCAGAAAUGUCUCUGCAAUACUCUGGAGGAAAUGCUACAGUAGCUCUCUUUCUCUCCGAUACCAUACCGCUCACGGGUAACGAUUGGAAUCAAGCUAUGAACCAAAUUAUUUGGCUACGGCGCUUUGCCCCAGACUUGCGUUUGGUCUUCGCAUCAUCAUCGUCAGGAAGUGAGACCGUUGCUCCAUUACUUCGUUCAAGAAGUGAUUUUAUACCAGUGACGUUGCCUUCGGCCAGAGAAUCACCAGAAAUUUUAUCUAGUUUACUUGAAAACAUUAGAAAGAGUCAAAGAAGAAUUGUAAACCCUCUAUGCAGUACUGAUUGGAAUGACCGUAACUCUGGAACGAUCGGAUUUGAAGACUACGUGGACGCCAAUGGCAUUAAUUUGUACAGAAUACUACCCAAUUACUUCUUUGUAAACAACCCUUUAAGAUUGUUGAGAAUUCAAACUCAAGAUUCAUCUACCCUAUCGGUAUGCUACUCUAGGACGGACUCUUUUCCAAGGCGUAACCAUACCACUGGUUCCGUGCCGGGGGAUGUGAUAUGUCAAUCGGCGACUGGUGCCAGCGCAGUGGAAAUAAGCCUGGCAGAAGCAUGCCACCAAGCGACCUCAGUGGAAAGUUGUCCACCGUUCUAUUUGACAGUUGCGUCUGCAACAGUGCCUCUGACACCGCAGUGUAAAGGUUCAGGAUGUCGCUACCCAAAUGAUAUCAAGUAUUUGGUUGCUGCCCAUGAACUUGGAUGCUACAGUAAUGCAAAUAAAAUUAAUUUAGGUAUAUUUGUAUUAAUCUAUGUGCUGGUACAUACAUCAAUAUAAAAAAUAAACUAAAA
Molecule: messenger RNA, 3927 nt
Organism: Cydia pomonella (codling moth)
Lineage: Eukaryota; Metazoa; Arthropoda; Insecta; Lepidoptera; Tortricidae
Exons: 12
Coding region: 1532-3913 (793 amino acids)
Source: RefSeq, a predicted model, not a curated record